UUUUAUGCUGCGACAGGUCCGCCACGUCACCUUUGGGAGACUUGUGUUUGUUUUGCUGCCGCGACUCCGAAAUUGUUCAUGUUUCUGCUGCGUUUUGAAACUAACAGGCGUUCUUAAUCAUUAAUAUGUUGACGUCUGAGUCGUUUGCGCUUUUCCCGCUCCAGGUGUGGGAGAAGGUGAAGUCGAAGUUAAAGAAAGCUGUCGUUUUUAUGGAUGACAGGUGUGCAGAGGCUCUUCACUGGAGCGGAGGGGCUGCAUCCUUUUUAGAGGCUGGAGCCAGAAAUGUCAAGCAGUUUUCAAGCUUCGAAGCCUGCAGCGAGAAUGAGCCCAAAGCUGUGUUUGUGGUGAGCACUCUGUUAAAGGGGAGAACAGUCGACAUCAUCAGAGACAUCGUAUCCGUCAGCCAUUUCCAGUACUGUGUCGUCUUCACCGCCGUCCCUCACUCCGUUCACCUUUUCGCCAACCACGUCACGGCAGAGAUGGAGGGAAGCCCUGUCUUUGCGCAGUUUGAGGAGAAGCUCUGCGAGUGGAUGGGAAAUAUGAAUUACACGGCGGAAGUCAUGCAUGCUCCUGUGGUCUUUGCUCCCAUAUCACCUCAGCUCAUCCUCACACCAGCUUUUGGAAGUAUGUUCCCUCUGCUCUCUUCAGACCUGGAGAAAAUCAACGCGAAACGACCAGAGAAGAAGAAAUGUGCAGGCUUGAAUGAAGUGGACAUGCACUCUCUGCCUGUAGAGCUGCAGAUCGAAGUUAAAUCACUGGUGUCAGCGGUGAACUCCAUGUUUGAGGCAACAGGGACGAGAGAGGAGAGCUUUGCUGUGGGUCCAAUGAGUCGCAUCCUUGCGGGAGAGCUUGCAAAUCACUCUCAAGCUAAAACCAGAAGGAAAACGGCUCCUAAUAAAGCGUCCAUCAUCUUUGUUGACCGAACAAUGGAUCUUACAGGUGCUGUUGGUCACCAUGGCGACAACCUUGUUGAGAAGAUCCUGACGGUGUUAAAACCGUUGCCUGGCCAUGUGACUGAUGUCCAAGUGGAUAUGUUGGAGCUCACAAGUCUAAAGCGAACCCCUCACUCCGAGAACACCGUGGCCCCUGGCUGCCUUGCUCAGACUACACCAUCCACUGUGAGGCCACUGUGGGAGGCGAUGCUGACCAGUAAACACAAGGAAGCUGUGAUGGAAGUGCGUCGGCACCUUGUGGAGGCAGCCAGUCAGGAGAAGCUGCCAAUCAAGAUGAGCAUGGGACGUGUGACCCCGGAGCAACUGUGUUCUUACGUAAAGCUGUUCCGGAGAAGUUGGGAGGCACUAGAGAGUCACUGCGGGCUCCUCCAGCUGGGCCUGGCCACGGCCCAGACACUUCGACAUCCCAGCUUGGCCCGCUGGGAUGCCUGUCUGGCCUUUGAAAGGCUGCUGCUGCAGGCUCUCGGGGACUCUGACUUCCCCGCUGUGCUGAGGCAGCUGCUGCCCCUGAUGAAGCCCCGCGGAGGCGAGGACAGCUUGUCAUCCAGGUCGAGGCUCGGGGAGGACGAGUGUGGGCCGGAUGAGCUGAUCCUCCUGUUGACCUAUCUCUACUCUCUUGCUGAUGAGGCUCAUCACGGAGAUGCUGAGGAGGAGGAGGAGCUGGAGAAGCUGGAGCAAGAGCUAAUGGGAACGCUGACCCUGGUCAUCACGCAGGAGACAGAGCUCAGCCCUUUGGUCCAAAAACUCACCGGGUGUUGUAACGCAGAGGAGCUAACCACAGAACGAGCCCAUGUGGCGGUGGAAGAGAUGUUCAGGACCCUCAGAGGUUUGGGCAGCACCAGAGACCAUCUCAAGCAGCUACGCUCUGUCUACACCGCAAGUGAUGGAGUCCACCAGGCCACCUAUUGUCCGUUCCUGCGACAGAUCCUGGAGGAAGUUUUCAACCCGGACCGACAUGAAUGUCCCGACAUUGAGCACAUGUCCGGAGGCCUCACAGACCUGCUGAAGACUGGCUUCAGCAUGUUCAUGAAGGUUAGCAAUCACACAUCCAUCCAUCCAUUUUCAUCCGCUUAUCCGGAGUCGGGUCGCGGGGGCAGUAGCCUAAGUCAAGAGGCCCAGACUUCCCUCUCCCCAGCCGCUUGGGCCAGCUCCUCCGGGAGAAUCCCAAGGCGUUCCCUGGCCAGGUGAGAGAAAUAGUCCCUCCAAUGUGUCCUGGGUCUACCUCAAGCCCCCAUAAUGCGGCUCAAAAAUUGAAGCUAUCCCGGAAGUACCAAAAAUUGCAGUUCCACCCUCAUCCACUAGGGGCUGGUGUCAGAAGCGAGCAAAUCCUCAUUGACUCCCAUGUUAAAAUACCAAUUUCACAGCAGAAAUAAACAUGUUUACAGCCUGGUACCAGAACAUGUUUUUGGUUUAAAUGAUCUAGUUUACACUCAUGACAACUCUGAGGGGGUGAAUUUUUUUCUCACUCUUCUGUUUAGGUGUAUUAAAAGCCUAAAAUUCUGUAUAAUUAAUGAGCCUCAGACCCACGUGACCACAGAGCUAGCUCCGUGGAAAGGCCUCAGUAGAGCCUCGGUCUGGCCUGGAAACUGCUCCGGGAUUUUGAGUCUCUGUGUGUGUGUAUUCUUGUUUGGACAUUAUUUGUGCAACUGUUGGACAAAAUACCAGAACGUUGUGCGCUAGGAUGAUGUCAAUGCCAAAACAACCAAAACAAAGAGGAGUCUCACCUCUUACAUCAGGAAGAAUCUGUGCAUUUCGAGCGUUAUCCGUUCUUUCAUAAUCCGUUGUUGAAUUGUGAUCGGCAGAAGCUUUUCUGGUUCGCGCCUCACUUUUUUUACAGCAGCGGCCCAAAACGAUCUCCUAAAACAUGGAUUUUGUGCCUCCUGAUCACGUGAUGUGUGACGUAUG
This is a messenger RNA of Nothobranchius furzeri (turquoise killifish), 2858 nucleotides long. The record is from RefSeq and is a predicted model, not a curated record. Lineage: Eukaryota; Metazoa; Chordata; Actinopteri; Cyprinodontiformes; Nothobranchiidae.